Messenger RNA from Drosophila takahashii, 1908 nucleotides. RefSeq names its product Juvenile hormone esterase. The record is from RefSeq and is a predicted model, not a curated record. NCBI's taxonomy places the organism in Eukaryota, Metazoa, Arthropoda, Insecta, Diptera, Drosophilidae.
UCGUCAACUCUGUCGGAUCAGGCUCUGUUUUCAGUCACUUCGUGGACCGCCGGCGAUGAUUCAACUACUGAUGCCACUGCUGCUUCUUCUUGGCCAGCUCUCAGCGGCCUUGACGACGGUGGACCAGCUCACCGUCUGUCCGCCCAGCGUGGGCUGCCUGAAGGGCAUCCAUCUCGGGGGUUAUCAGUCGGAGAGGUUCGAGGCCUUCAUGGGAAUUCCCUAUGCCCUGCCGCCCGUCGGAGAUCUGAGAUUCAGUAACCCCAAGGUUAUGCCCAAGUUACUGGGGGUUUACGACGCUACUGAACCCAAGAUGGACUGCAUCCAGAAGAACUACCUACUGCCCACUCCAGUAAUCUACGGUGAAGAGGAUUGUCUGUACUUGAAUGUCUACAGACCGGAGAACCGAAAAUCCCUAUUACCCGUAAUGGUCUACAUCCAUGGCGGAGGAUUCUUUGGUGGCUCUGCGGGACCGGGAUUUACAGGGCCUGAAUACUUUAUGGACUCGGGCGAGGUGAUUCUGGUGACCAUGGCCUAUAGACUAGGACCCUUUGGAUUCCUAUCCACUGAGGAUGCUGUAAUGCCGGGUAACUUUGGCCUGAAGGAUCAGAACUUGGCGCUGCGUUGGGUGCAACGUAAUAUUCGCUCCUUUGGCGGUGACCCGCAAAGGGUGACCCUUUUUGGCCAGAGUGCCGGCGGAGUGGCUGCCCACAUGCAUCUACUAAGUCCAAGAUCCCAGGGACUCUUCAAUCGCGUGAUCAGCAUGAGCGGCACAGCAAAUGUGCCCUUUGCCAUUGCCGAUGAGCCCCUGGAGCAGACUCGUCUCCUGGCGGAGUUUUCCCUAAUUCCAGAUGCCCGAAAUUUGAGCACAGUGAAGUUAACAAAAGCUUUGAGACGCUUGGAUGCCAGAAAACUCUUGGAUGCUGGGGAUAACCUUAAAUUUUGGGAUGUGGAUCACAUGACCAAUUUCCGACCUGUUGUGGAAAAAGGUUUGGAGUCGGAGGCCUUUUUGAGUGAGCAUCCCAAGGAUAUCCUGGCUCGAGGGGAGCGACCUUCCAUCCCUUUCCUUUUGGGCACUGUUCCUGGCGAGGGUGCCGUGCGUGUGGUCAAUAUCCUGGGCAACGAGACGCUCCGAAAGAGCUUCAACUCAAGAUUUGAUGAGCUGCUGCAGGAGCUGAUGGAGUUCCCGCCCAACUUCAGCCAGGAUUGGCUCAACAAGAGCAUGAAACUCCUGGUGAGGGAGUAUUUCAAGGGACAGCAUGAAGUCAACGAGGAGACGGUUCAAGGAUUCAUGGAUUUAAUAUCAGAUAGAGGUUUCAAGCAGCCCCUGUACAACACAAUUCGAAAGGAUGUCUGUCAUACUCCGCAUCCUGUUUACUUAUACAGCUUUAACUAUCGGGGACCUCUGAGCUAUGCCACUGCUUACACUUCCGCCAAUGUGACUGGAAAAUAUGGAGUGGUUCACUGCGAUGAUCUUCUCUAUCUGUUCCGUAGUCCCCUACUUUUUCCCGACUUUGAGCGGAACUCCACGGAGGCGAAGGUGAUCCGUUCUUUUGUGGAUUAUUUCGUACAUUUUGCCAAGUUUGGAAAACCAAGGAAUGCCGAGUCACUGACCCCCUGUUCCAUUGAGGUGCUACAGUCACGUCCCAAUGGCAUUUGCGAUUACCAGGAAUUCGCCAAUGCGCCAGAUUCCUCCAAAGGUUUUCAGGUUAACGUGGCCAGCGAAUUCCAAACGAAUAGAGUCAAGCUCUGGUCCCAUAUACUCAAUGAAAAAUCGAAUGAAUCUUAAGCUUAAUCCAUUGAUAAUAUAAUGUACAUAUAUACAAAUGUUUGAUACUUAAAUUCGUAGAAUAUAACAUCAAACUAAGCUGUUGUAAGAAAUUAAACUACUACCAAAGUAUAAGAUCAAAA